AGGCGUUCCGUAGCUCUCUCUAUGAAGGUCUAGAAAAGCCUGAGUCUCGAACCUCCAUCCAUAAUUUCAUGGCUCAUCCUGAAUUCCGGGUCGAAGAUUCACAGCCCCACAUUCCCCUCAUCGACGACACCGACCUGGAAGAAGAUGCCGCGCUCAAGCAGAACUCGAGCCCGCCGUCCUCGCUCAACAAGAACAACAGCGCCAUCGACAGCGGGAUCAACCUGACGACUGACACAAGCAAAUCAGCUACCUCUUCAAGUCCAGGGAGCCCCAUCCACAGCCUGGAGACGUCGCUUUAGCUGAGGACCCCGCCACCACCCACCUCCCGGGCACCCACCCGUCCAGGCACCCGACUCACCCAAGCAGCAACGAGCAACAGCAGGAAACCAAAUACAGGCGAGAAAACCGUUUCCACCCAACAGACCCUUUUUCUGGCUGCGAUGCUGUUUGAACUCUUUUUCACUUUGAGGCGAGGGCGGGCUCUCCUCCGGGGGCUUAAGGGAGUGAGCGGUUUUUCCCAGAACUAGCCCUUCCUGGCUCCCACCCGACAUGGACCAGCCAUGCCCCCGCCCGGCGCCAUGUCCCCUGCAUGAAUGUACCGUACACUUCCGGUCCUCCCCUUGUUUGGUUUUUGGGGGGUUGGGGAGGGGGUUUUUUUUUUUGUUGGUUGGUUUGUUUUCUUAGGCGGGA
Physeter macrocephalus (sperm whale) is the source of this 690-nucleotide messenger RNA. RefSeq names its product plasma membrane calcium-transporting ATPase 2-like. Lineage: Eukaryota; Metazoa; Chordata; Mammalia; Artiodactyla; Physeteridae. The record is from RefSeq and is a predicted model, not a curated record. Bases 69 to 299 code for a protein of 76 amino acids. The transcript has a single exon.